CUAACACUAUUUAAACCUCGACACAUAACAUAUUUCAUUCAUAAGUUGGUUAAAGAAAGAGAAAAAAAAAAGGCAUAUUUAGAUCAAGAGAUAGAAAGAGGAAAAAAUGGCUCAACUUCAAAAGGCUGAAGGUCAAGUUGAGCUCAAAUGUGAUGCUGAUAAGUUUUUUGAAAUUUGGGGUCAGAAUCCGUCCCUUGUAUCUAACAUGUGCCCUAUUAAAUUUCCAAAAGUUGAGCUUAAUGAGGGGGAGUGUUGGGAUAGAGUUGGUUCCGUCAUCACUUGGAGCUAUGUCAUUGAUGAAAUCGGGGAACAUGCAUUUGUCAAGACCAGAGUUGAAGAAUGUGACAAAGAAAACAAGCUUGUAAGCUACAACUAUCUUGGUGGACAUAUUGUGGAGCAGUACUACAAGACAUUAAAGUCGAGGAUUCAAGCAAUUCCAAAGGAUGAAGGUUGCACUGUAAAGUGGACUCUUGAGUAUGAGAAGAUGAAUGAGAAUGCACCUGAAGCAGAUCUUUACACCGAUUAUCUUCUUGGCACUGCUAAAGAUAUCGAUGCUUGUCUUUGCAAUGUUUGAUCAAUAAUGGCAUGCCAUUUAUCUUGUCAUGAAUGCUAGCUAGAUCGAUCUCAUGGUUAUACAUGCAUGUGUUUUGCAUGAUUUACUACUACCUUAAAUUAUCUACUAGUACUAUUACUACAAAUUAAAUGUUGCAGCUAAUAGUGUUUAUUUUGGCUGUAACUUUUAAAAUAUUAAGGGUUAUGCAUAUGUCACAUGCAUGGAUAAUGUAUGUUUUGGUAGCUUUAUAAAUAAAGAAACUCUCUCUUAAGUGUUAAAACAUUGAUUAUACAUAUAAGAUGGAAGUUUUGUCUUGUAA
Molecule: messenger RNA, 872 nt
Organism: Chenopodium quinoa (quinoa)
Lineage: Eukaryota; Viridiplantae; Streptophyta; Magnoliopsida; Caryophyllales; Amaranthaceae
Product: MLP-like protein 28
Exons: 2
Coding region: 107-574 (155 amino acids)
Biological process (GO): defense response
Source: RefSeq, a predicted model, not a curated record